CCCCCACAGAGAAGCGACAGAGGAAUUCCUGGGUGCAGAUAGGACCACUCCUCUCUCUCUGCAUAUAAUUUUCUCCACAGUCGGGGCUUGGUGGUGAGAGGGGGGUGGUCUCGCAGUCGACGAGAGGAACAGGAGUUUAUUGAGGAAUAGCUGCAACGGGAGGAAAAACGCAUUCAGCACCGUUGCUUUGCGGAUAGUAAGAAGAGAGGGGAAAAAAGAUCGCGCUUGGACGAAUGACCACUCAAGCUGCUGAGAAACUGUCGCUGGAAUUGUUUAACUUGUUGAUGCAACGUUACUGUACUGUUUUCCUCUGUCGACUGGCUGCAGUAACAGAUAAAUGGGUGGUGGAAUCGCAAGUGUUCUCUUCCGAGGAUACGUAUUUUAUUAAACUCACCGCGGAUGCAGUUUAGAGACCAGCCUUUCCUACGAUGCAAUUCAUCUCUGAGCCAUAGCACUGUGAUAACCGGAGCUGGGUCGUAUUAAACAUUAUAGGUCAGCAUGGCAGCAGGUGUAGCGGCAUGGCUCCCCUUCGCACGAGCGGCGGCCAUCGGAUGGAUGCCCGUGGCGAGCACUCCGAUGCCCAUCCCUCCCCAAGACAAGAGGAAAACCAAGGAAGGACUCAUCAUCCUCAAUGUGAGUGGGACCAAGUUUCAGACGUGGAGAACCACUUUGGAGAGGUACCCGGACACUUUGCUGGGGAGCACGGAGAGGGACUUCUUUUUCCACGAGGAGACAAAUGAGUACUUUUUCGACCGUGACCCUGACAUCUUUAGACAUAUCCUCAAUUUUUACCGCACGGGGAAACUACACUAUCCGCGCCAAGAAUGCAUAUCUGCAUACGACGAGGAGCUCGCUUUCUUUGGUAUAAUCCCCGAGAUCAUUGGGGACUGCUGUUAUGAGGAAUACAAAGACCGGAGGCGCGAAAAUGCAGACAGGCUUCAAGACGACGAGGAUAUGGACAUGAAAAAUGACGCCGCGCCAGUGAACCUGACGUUCCGGGAGUACCUGUGGCGGGCUUUUGAAAACCCUCACACCAGCACAUUAGCUCUGGUCUUCUACUAUGUCACAGGCUUCUUUAUUGCCAUAUCAGUGAUGGCCAAUGUGGUGGAGACGGUUCCGUGUGGGACUUUGCCCAACAGGUCAAAGGAGCUUUCCUGUGGAGACCGUUAUGCACUGGCCUUUUUUUGUUUAGACACUGCGUGCGUCAUGAUAUUCACGGUUGAGUAUCUCCUCCGGUUAAUAGCAGCUCCCAGCCGAUACAAAUUCAUGAAAAGUGUGAUGAGCGUCAUUGACGUGGUCGCCAUCAUGCCUUACUAUAUCGGCCUGGUCAUGACCGACAAUGACCAGGUAAGUGGUGCUUUCGUCACGCUAAGAGUCUUCCGAGUCUUCCGGAUUUUCAAGUUUUCCCGUCACUCGGCGGGGCUGCGCAUCCUGGGCUACACCUUGAAGAGCUGCGCCUCCGAGCUUGGCUUCCUGCUAUUCUCCCUCACCAUGGCCAUCAUUAUCUUUGCAACGGUCAUGUUUUAUGCAGAGAAAGGCUCCACGGCCACCAAGUUCACCAGUAUCCCCGCAGCGUUUUGGUACACCAUUGUCACAAUGACCACACUGGGAUACGGCGACAUGGUGCCAAAAACAAUCGUGGGUAAGGUGUUCGGGUCUAUAUGUUCUCUGAGUGGGGUGCUGGUCAUCGCCUUGCCCGUCCCUGUCAUAGUGUCAAACUUCGGCCGUAUCUACCACCAAAGCCAGCGUGCAGAGAAACGACGGGCCCAGAGGAAAACUCGGCUUGCUAGAAUCCGUGCUACGAAGAUUCGAAGCACUAAUGCCUAUAUGCGCUACAAACAAAAUGGGCUCCUGUUCGACUCACUGGAGGAGGCCUCUAAGGAGUCAGGACAAGCCCUGGUGAGAAAGGCCCUCAGCCCUCCUUUUGAGAGCCAGCAUCAUCACUUGCUGCACUGCCUGGAGAAAAUCACGAAUCAUGAGUUUGUGGAUGAACAGACGUUUCAGGCCAACUGCAUAGAGAUCUCUGUGACGAAUAAGUCGGGCUCCCGAGCCUCUUCCCUGUCCUCAUCACCGCACGGACUCAGCUCAUGCUGCUCUCGACGCCACAGGAAGAAGAGCAGCUUCAGCCUGCCCAGCACAAACAACCAGGAGCUCAGCACCAUACAGAUAAGAGAGAGGCCUGUGACCAACAGCCGCUCCAGCCUGAAUGCCAAACUCGAUGAGACUGUGCCCUUGAAAUGUGACAAACCGUACAUCACCCCCUCCAUGGUCAGCCUGUCUGCCCCGGUGGUGACCUCAUCAGAUGGGGACGGCUCCACCACCACUUCUGCAUACUUUCAAAGCAACAUUGUCCGAGUGUCUGCCUUGUAGAUGUCAUGCCUAUCCACUCAGCUAACUGGUCUCAAGAAGCACAAGAUGCUGCGGAGAGGGACCACCGAGCAUCAACCUGCCAUAAUCUAGAGGGAUUAUAAGAUUAACAGAGGUCGGGGUUUUUUUAAGUAGUGAUCUCAUCUGAUGUCAAACUCUGCAUGGUAUUAGAAUACAGACAAUUGCCUUGGAAUAAAAGCAACCAGCAAGAUCUUGCUCCAUUAAGCACAGAAGAGCGAGGAUGCAUUGAGAUUGCGUGGUUAUUGUUGUUGCCUAAAAAUACUAAGGAAAAAAAACUUUAUUUUUGAAUAUGUAAUGUGGUUGUAUUUGUUGUCUUCUGAUUCAAAGGAGGAAAGGCAGUUGUUUAAAGGUCAUUCUUGAUGGCCUCUGAUGACAAAGCACACAUAUUCAUUAACCCUAGGGUCAUCCUGUGAAUAUUAAAUCGGUCUACAUUAGAAACAAUCAGUCUGCUCACCACCCUGUUAAAUAGAUUGUUUUGAAACCCCUCAAUUAACUGGUUUCUAAUAGUCCCCUCACUGUUGUAAAUUCAGAAAACACCACAGAAAUGAAUAACUGUUGUGAAUAUUCAUUAAGUGACUCAUUAACUGGUUGAUGUCAUCGCUUGAUGAGUAAAAUAUACUAAACAUCCUGACAUGUUUGUGAAAUGUGCAAGUGAAAGUCAAAAUGGCAAAAUCUGUGUUAGCUUACAUAUUUGACAUUCUGAUAAGGAUCUAUGUGAAAGCCACAGUCAUUAAUUAAAACUGAUACUGAGAAACAUACAGGGUACAUAUUAAUUAUGUUAUAAGGUAGAAUUAUAAGUGAAUGUUCUUACUAACCCUAAUAUGUACACAGACCUGGAAAACCAUAUGAAAAAGUGCUGAACAUCAACUUCGCUGAGCUCCUCUUAAAUUCUAAUCUUCAAAAGCAACACUUGGUCGAUUUCACUGUGUUAAAGGGCCAUUUUGUAUGUUUCAUAUUGUAAAUAUCUCGGUUAGAGCAUUAGUUGGCUCCUCUUAUUUCUAGAUUUAGUUGACAGUUGUUGGCAUACUAUUUCUGUCUGUUAACUGGUUGAAUUAAGGACUUGCAUGCUGUCAUUGCAGAAUUCUGUUUUAUUAAAGUUUGUCUCUGCUUCUUGUUGGAGCUUUGUCAGUAACAAUGAGACUGAUGGAAGGAAACAGCAAGGCUGGUAUGAUGUAUAUUCUGCAACACUUUGCUUUUAAUGAAAUCUUGUCAUGGGUACGUAUGUAAUGGGUAAGAAAAUGGGACAAAUUAUCUCACAUUGUGCAUUUGGUGCAGUAGCUAGAAUAAAUACUUAGCUCUACUGAAACAUCCAUUACUUGGCCUGUCUUUGUUUUUUUUUGCUAGCUGGAUUUCAUGUUUGCCAGAUUACUCAGCAUCACUAAUAACAGGGAUGAGAUAAUAAUGAGGUGCUGCUGGAGGACAUGUGAGGACAUGACUGGCCCAGUGGUGGGUCCUGG
Monopterus albus (swamp eel) is the source of this 3845-nucleotide messenger RNA. It is a transcript of the gene kcnd2, whose product is annotated as potassium voltage-gated channel, Shal-related subfamily, member 2. The record is from RefSeq and is a predicted model, not a curated record. Gene Ontology annotation, cellular component: voltage-gated potassium channel complex; neuronal cell body; dendritic spine. Gene Ontology annotation, molecular function: protein binding; A-type (transient outward) potassium channel activity. Lineage: Eukaryota; Metazoa; Chordata; Actinopteri; Synbranchiformes; Synbranchidae. Bases 499 to 2370 code for a protein of 623 amino acids. The transcript has 7 exons. Gene Ontology annotation, biological process: action potential; protein homooligomerization; potassium ion transmembrane transport.